Messenger RNA from Penicillium brasilianum, 1637 nucleotides. Lineage: Eukaryota; Fungi; Ascomycota; Eurotiomycetes; Eurotiales; Aspergillaceae. The record is from the annotation of a GenBank genome assembly.
AUGUAAAGCUUGAUCGAAAAGAAAUUCUUCAUGAUAUUAAAGAUGCGUGAACUCUUGAAUCCGCUUCUCGACUUAAGCAUACUCAAAUCCUAACAAUCCACCAUGGCUGUAUCUCAGGCUGCAAAUAUCGUGGAGAAGGUGAUUGGUCACGAUGAUAACGCGACAAUUACCACUGAUGUGAGCAAUUAUAAGAAUGAAUAUGGCAUGGAAAGUGGCCCUUUGAUCAAGGCCACUACCUGGCAGGGCAAGAACAAGGUCGCCGUGGUGGAAAUGCCAAAGCCGAGAGUAGUUGAUCCAGGUGAUGUGAUUGUGAAAGUGACCGGGAGCACGAUCUGCGGAAGUGAUCUCCAUCUGUAUCAUGGCGUCAUCCCCCAACUUCAAAAGGGCGAUGUACUAGGCCAUGAGUGCUGCGGCGUUGUCGACAGCGUAGGGCCCGAGGCAACCAAAGUCAAAGCCGGUGACCGAGUGGUAGUCUCCUUCCCGAUCGCCUGUGGUCAUUGCAAGAACUGCGACAGAGAACUAUACUCGCAGUGCGACAACACCAAUCAGAAUAGUAUCGCUAAUGCCAUGUACGGCAAUAGAACUGCCGGCAUGUUUGGCUAUUCCCAUUUCACAGGCGGGUUUGCCGGUGGCCAAGCAGAAUAUCUCCGUGUGCCCUAUGGAAAUACCAAUCUUUUCCCAAUCCCGGACGACGUCCCAGACGAGAAAGCACUUUACUUAUCAGAUGUGAUCGCGACAUCAUGGCACUGCGUUGUCGACACCGGCGUCAAACAGGGAGAUGUGGUGGCCAUCUGGGGUGGCGGACCGAUUGGCCAAAUGUGCGCCGAAUUCAGCUUCUAUCACGGCGCAAGUCGAGUCAUUCUCAUCGAUGGUGGUGAUGGAGCUUGGCGCUUGGACUUUGUAAAAAGCAAGGCUCCCAAGCUCGAGACGAUCGAUUAUACAAAGCUCCCCAGGGGUGAGUCGGUUACGUCGAAGCUGAAGCAGAUGGUCGAUGGUGGACCAGACGUGGCGCUGGAAUGUGCGGCGGGAGAGUAUGCUAAGGGGUGGGCACAUUAUUUUGAAUUGAUGUUAGGUAUGGAGACGGAUAGUUCGGAGAUUCUGAACGAGAUGAUCACGUCGGUCAGGCCGUUUGGACGUGUGGGUGUUACGGGAGUCUACGCGGGAUAUACGAACCACUUCAAUAUUGGAGCGCUUAUGGAGACGGGAAUUCGAUUCAUCGGAAAUGGACAGGCACCCGUGCAGAAAUACUGGAAAGAGCUCAUGGGCCUAAUCCAGGAAGGAAAAAUCAAUCCACUGGAUAUGGUGACUCAUCGCAUCCGCUUGGAGGAUAUGGAGCAACUCUAUGCAGCAUUUGACAGGCGAGACCGCGGCAUGCAGAAGGUUUUUGUGCAGACGAAGUACUCGGCUCCCCCUUCUGCCGGGGCACCCACUUUGACGGAGUUGUAGUGAAUGAUUGGAUGAAAGUACCAAAUUGGUUUGAGAUGAUCAAUGGGCUGUUGAGAGUGUGGCUUUUUUCCUGGGACAGAUGCAACUCUGAGAAUACACUCGGUCGAGAGUGUAUGGUUUUGUACAUUGUACCGUACAUAAAAGACACACACACCUCUUACGUUAUGGACAACCGAAAAUUAGUAUUCAAC